Messenger RNA from Oryza brachyantha (malo sina), 378 nucleotides. RefSeq lists its product as uncharacterized. The record is from RefSeq and is a predicted model, not a curated record. Lineage: Eukaryota; Viridiplantae; Streptophyta; Magnoliopsida; Poales; Poaceae. The transcript has 3 exons. The coding region runs from base 1 to 378 and encodes 125 amino acids.
AUGGCGACGACCUCUGCUUCAGCAGCAACCAUGACGACGACCAUCGUGCUUCUCGUCGCCGUGCUCUCCGUGUCGACGGCCACCCUCCCCGUCGCCGUGGCCGACGCCGGCUUCAUCGGCAGCACCUGCAACAGGACCCGCAACGACAGGUACGGCGGCGGCACGCCGGAGGGGGACGCGCUGCGCAUCUGCAGCGGCGCCUACUUCGACGCCGCCAACGACCUCGACAUCGACGCGCACGACAGCCUCGACUCCGGCGACUACGUCGCCGCGUCUCGGCUGGUGUCCGGUGCCGGCGGCGCCGCUGACACGUGCGAGGGAGCGUUCGCCGCCGCCAAGAAGUUGAAUUUAAACUUGGCUGUUUGCGAGGUGAUAUAA